Molecule: messenger RNA, 4731 nt
Organism: Durusdinium trenchii
Lineage: Eukaryota; Dinophyceae; Suessiales; Symbiodiniaceae
Source: the annotation of a GenBank genome assembly
AUGGCGGAGCUGCCAAAACUGGACUUCGAGGAUGUGCCACGAACGCAUCCGACCCCACCAAGCCCAUCGUUGGGACAUGCGAGGGCGAGAAAGCGCCCUGGAAAGCAAGUUGCUCGGCGUGGCAGCAGGAUCGGCAAAGUAGGCGCUGGCGCAGGGGAGGAGCCACCCGACGAAGUGCGGGACCGGAGCUCCUCCGUGGGCCGUGCAUGUACUCGGCUGCGGACAGCUUUGCAAGAAUACUUGAUGUAUCACUUCUGGAUGCCCUUGACCGGCCUGGUGGCAGUGGGCAGUGCAUUUACGGUUCAGCCGUGGCUGUCCAUCUGCGAUCUGGUUGUAGGACUCCUCUUGCUCCACUCACAGAUUUUCCAGUUCGCCUUCCAGCGAUGCUGCAGCAAGUGGACAGAGGUGGACAAUGCCCUUGUAUUGGCCUCAUUGAUGCUAAGCAUCCUGACGCUCAUUGUUCGUAUAGCACAGACCUCCGGUAAAGAGGUGUGGUUUUUUGAUGUGAUCUAUUUGAUGACAGCACUGGUGGCAGUGGUUUGUGCCACCUGCAGGGGCGGAGCGCCUAACUCAGCCCCAGACUUGCGGCAGGUGCCGGCUUCUCCGGUCCUUUGGUUGUGCCUUUUGGCCGCCACCACCGCUCCGCCGUGCGUGGCGUCGUUGCCAUAUGCGUUGAUGUUCUUGAAGCUCUUAGAUUCCUUGCUGACGAAUUCCUGGCAGAGCUUGCUGCCGAUCUCCUAUCGCUGGUCUUUGGCCAUUCUCACCAGCACUCACAUCGUUACACUGCUGGUGCUGAACUUCAUGAGCUGGAGUCAGAUCGCGAUCCCCAGUGGAAUGCUAGGAGUCUUUGGGGAGCUGGGGCGGACCAUCGUCCUCUUCAAAGACUCGAUCACCACCUGCAUUCAUUCCUCCUCAAUGAAUUGCUUAAGUCGUGAAGAGAGUCUUUGGCCGGGCCUGCACUUGGCCUCCGUGAUGCUUCUUCACUUCUUACUGACCAAUGCAGGGGAAGGUCGCUCCUCAGAGCCCACGAUGGCCAAGUCCACCUCGGCCUCCAGCUCAACGGUGAUGCAAUCUUCGGACAUCUUGACGAGGAUCUUGCGCACCUUGGGGGUGCUCGUCCUCUUGUCCUACUGUUUGGCCUUUCCGUCACUGCUCACCUUGCCCUUGCUCCUCUUGUACGUGUGGAAGAGCUUCAGCUCCGCGCGCCUCGCCGAGGCGGAGGCUUCUCGCACGGGAAGGAGCACAACGUCUUCAGGCUGCUGCACAUCGUCUUCAGGCUGCUGUGCAACGACUGCAGGCUGCUGUUCAAGAUGUAGAUGCUGUUCAAGGAGAUACCGCGAGGACGACGUGAAGGGCUCCGAGUCGUCGCUCUACGAGAGCAGCGGCUGCGGCGUGGCCCACGGCUGGGCACGCUAUAUUGCCCUGGUCUUUGUGUUCUUCUAUGUCUACAACGUCCUGGAGGAACUCCUAGAUCAUCUUUGGCCAGAGGCGGCUGAGACCUUGACCUCGUUGCGUUUGCGGGUGCUCACGGGGAUUACAGGUAUCGACCUGGUCCGUGCGCUGGGCUUGACGGUCUAUCGCCUCUAUGAGCCUCACGCGGCCUUCGCCGCGUUCACGCCGCAGGCGUUGAUGCUUUUGGCCCUGGCCGGCAUCCAGGCGCUCUUGGAAGGUGGAUUUAGCGCGGAGAUGUCUCCAUGGUUGUCCUCGAUUGACAAGAACGGUCGCAAUCUUUGGGUGUACAUCAGCCGCCAGACCCCAGCAGAGCUGCCCAUGUUGGUGGCUUUGGUUGGCAUUCUGAUGACAACCAGUGCAGCCUUUGGAGAGACGCCGGUGCUGCUGGUGGCCUACGCACUGGUCUGGGCCAAGGUGGUGUGUGGCAAGUUGGAGGUGGGUCAGCCCAGGACCUGGUGUUGGCUUCAAUCGUUGGCCCAGCUGGGCUUGGUCGUGAUGUCCCUGCUCUACCUGGUUGCACCCGCUCUCACGGGCCGAAGCAGCGAAGCGGUUCAGACGCUCUACAAGGCCUUCCCGGAGCUCAAGCGCGAGCAUUAUCUGAAGAUCGUGCUGCCGCACCUGGUCCUCGGCUGCUGUGCCUAUUUGGAGCGCUUACGCAUCGCCCAGGUGACGAUCCUGACUGUGCAGGGCCGUCUUCGCGUGGAUACGCUGGAGAGCAUUGAGACCGCCUCCUCCUGGGGGGUGGAGUCCACCAUUUCCAGAAGCAGCACUCAAAGCCGGUGCCUACGAGCGCUGAUCCGAUAUAAGAACCUGAUGGUCGCCAAGUUGAGGAAAUGGACGGAUGAGCUGAUUUGCAUCUUUGUCUUGGUGCUGUCCUUCGCGGCCGCCUUGGUGCCGGGCACCGACAUCCAUUCCUUGGCCUUGCUCUUGGGAACAGGACCCGCGCUGCUGCUCUACAACACUCGGGGCACCUACCGUGCUCGGAAGUUGGAUUGUGGCUACUUUGUCCUUCGCUUCUCAACGGCGUUGAUGUUCGUCUUCCGCCUCACCGCGGCGUCUCGGUUGAUCGACUGGCCGGACGACACGCAGUGGCCCAUCUCACUGAAGGAGCUGGGCGUGAUCCGACCCCUGUGGGAUCCUCCCAUGAAGUUGGCCAUGCUGGGCAUGAUCGCCGUCUUCAGCCGCGUGGCCAUCAUCGCCACCAUGCGCCGUGAGGAAGAUGAUCGACGGACCGAGGAGGUGGAUCAGGUCGCUGAGGAGCCUCCAAUGUCCAAGCCGGCGGAACGAGUGGAAGAGGAGAAGCCAGCGACGUCAGGAGUGGAAGAGAAACCUGCUGAAGAGUCGCAGAGCUCCACCUUCACCUCAGAAAUCGAGGCAGAGAUCCCGGACGAGCACUCGGGUAACACCCAGGAGAUCCCCAAGGAGGAAACGACCGUGAGCAUCUACCCGUCGCCAAGGAUACAGAGGCCAUCAGUGCGCUUCGCACCCAGCACUGUGGAGGCAGUUCAUCGAGAUAAGUUGCAUCGCCUCCGGGUGCAUCGUCCUGGCAUGGAGGAGAGGAUUUUGACGUGGCUGAUUCCUUCUUGGAUGGAGUUCAUGCCCCUGAACAUGCACGUUUACCUCUCUGCACUCCUCCUAGUCUUGGUGUUUGCCUUGAGCAUCCAAGAGGUGAACAUUCUGAGUUUCCUGAUGAUGCUGGCGGUGAUUUGCCUGUGCGGCUGGAGCAACCGCUGGGUCCAAGCGGGCAACGUCUUUUCCUGUACGACCCUGGCGGUGAUGUGGCUUCAAUAUCUGGCAAGAUUUCGCUACUUGGAAAACUUGGCCACCUCCGAUGGCACCUCCGACGUUUGGUUACGGCGCGUGGGAUUGGAAUGUACCUCCAGUCAGGUGGAAAAGCACUGCGCCAUUCUGUUUGUGUGCAUCCUGCAGAAGCAGUAUUGGUACCGUGGGCGCUUCUCGAAAGCGCGUCCGGUGGUGUGCCCUUCCUUUGUGGCCGACCACGCAGACAUGGCCGGCUUCUUCGGUCUGAUCUCUGUUGCUGUGAUCCGGCGCCACGCCUUGUCCACGCUACUCGUCCUGGGCGCCUUACCAUGGGUGGUCCGUGAGGAGCUGCCCUUCAAGGAAUCAGCACAGCGCCAUGCGCAUACCAAAUGGUGGCUUAGAUGGUUCCGCUUGGUGCUGUUCUUCAUUCUGGUCAUUGAGGUGAGCUUGAGGCUCUUGCUGACCUUCAACCUGGGUGAGGAGGUCGGAAGAGACCAGCUGGUCAACUGGAUUUGCAACGAAUACUGGAAAGGCGCUUCGCAUCCGCGGGCCUUUGACAGCUGCCUCGUGGAGUUCACCCACUGGAUCGACAGCGCCAACGCUCAGCAAGGCUCAACACCGUUGAUGUUGAUGGAGUUUCUUUGCCUCUUUUUCCUUGGAAUGGUGCAGCAGCUCUUGGAAUGCACCUCUUCACAGACCUUGGAGGCUGAAACCCUUCAGCGAAAGAAGCUCACGGUGUUGUAUUGGUGGCCUCUCUUGGUUUGGUGCUGUACCUUCACACUCUCCUUGGCACGAGGAACGCUUUUGGGCUUGUGUUUCUUGGUGUUGCUCUUGGGUGUGACCUUCAGCAACUCCAGCUCAUUGCCGACCCGACGCCGAUGGGUUUGGCGGACGCGGCUCUUCGCACUGCUCUUUUUGCUCAUUGGCUUGGCGUUCCAGUCACCCUUGCUGCCCUGCAGCCGUGCUGCAUGCCAAGAUGGCAUACACCAGAUCUACGUCACACAGGAUGAGUGCGUGAAGAUGGAAGCUUUCGACCUCUCCUUGGUCGGCUCUGAAGCACAGAGCGCUCACUGCGGUGCCCCAGAUCAUGGUGCGUCCUUGGGCCAUGACACCUCCUGGACCCUCUUCGUUCAAAUCCUGGGCGUCCGUCGAGUGAGCGGGGCAAGCCUAUGGGAGGGCAUUGCAGCUCUCUUCUUGUCACAAUUGGGUCAGUUGGUGCUCCUCAUCGCGGCGACGACGGUGCAGCUGCGGAUGUACUCCUCUAGGCUUUUUGCCAAGUACUUGGACGUCUUCGUGGAAGAGAGCGAGGAUGUGAUUUUUGCUCGAGCUCAGCGCUUCGCCACGGAGUUCUACUGCGGCGCCAAGCUGCAGGAGUUGGCCUCCCGGAACCGUGUCAAGGCGCAGCUUGACGCGCUUGAUGCGCUUGACGCGUGCGGCACGUUUUGGAAAGCGAGCUGGGUGGUGGAUGGUGUUGACCAGCUGGUGGAUGGUGAGGGAACUCCAAAUGAUGCUCCAUAG